AACCGGUUUGAGCGCAGCCGCUUUCUGCAGCCAGGCGACACCUAGGGCCACCUUGGGGAGCGCUGGCGAGGCGCGGACGCCCGGAGCCUGGCAGCUCGGCCCGCGGCACUGGACCUGGCAGCACAACAUCCUCAAAUAAAUCCAUCAGAAUGACACCUUCUCAGGUUACCUUUGAAAUAAGAGGAACUCUGUUUCCAGGAGAAGCUUUUGCUAUAUGUGGAAGCUGUGAUGCUUUGGGAAACUGGAAUCCUCAAAAUGCUGUGGCUCUCCUUCCAGAGAAUGAGACAGAUGAAAGCGUGUUUUGGAAAGCAAUCAUUGUACUCAGUAGAGGAGAAUCAGUUCAGUAUCGCUACUUCAAAGGGUGCUUUUUAGAACCAAAGACUAUCGGUGGUCCAUGUCAAGUCAUAGUUCACAAGUGGGAGACUCAUCUACAACCACGAUCAAUAACCCCUUUAGAAAGUGAAAUUAUUAUUGACGAUGGACAAUUUGGAAUCCACAAUGGUGUUGAGAAUUUGGAUUCGGGAUUGCUGACAUGUCAGACUGAAAUAAGAUUACGUUUGCAUUAUUCUGAAAAGCCUCCUGUCUCUAUAAUCAAGAAGAAAUUUAAAAAAUCUAGAUUUAGAGUGAAGCUGACACUAGAAGGUCUGGAGGAAGAUGAUGAUGAUAGGGUAUCUCCCACUGUUCUUCACAAAAUGUCCAAUACACUGGAGAUAUCCUCGAUAAGCGCCACUGAGUUCAAGUGCAAGCAUUCACAGCCGGAUUGUGGGUGUGGCUUAUAGCCUGAUCGUUGGACAGAAUAUAGCAUACAGACAAUAGAACCAGAUAAUUUGGAACUAAUAUUUGAUUUUUUGGAGGAAGAUCUCGGUGAACAUGUAGUUCAGUGUGAUACUCUUCCUGGACAUGUGGGUACAGCAUGCUUCUUAUCAUCUACCAUUGAUGAGAGUGGGAAAAGUGCUGGAGUCCUCACUCUUCCUAUCAUGAGCAGAAAUUCCAGACAAACUAUAGGCAAAGUAAGAGUUGACUAUAUAAUUAUUAAGCCAUUACCGGGAUACAGUUGUGACAUGAAAUCUUCAUUUUCCAAGUAUUGGAAGCCAAGAACACCAUUGGAUGUUGGACAUCGAGGUGCGGGGAAUUCUACAACAACUGCUAAGCUUGCUAAAGUUCAAGAAAAUACUAUUGCUUCUUUAAGAAAUGCUGCUAGUCAUGGUGCAGCCUUUGUGGAAUUUGAUGUACAUCUUUCAAAAGAUUUUGUGCCUGUGGUGUAUCAUGACCUCACCUGUUGUUUGACUAUGAAAAAGAAAUUUGAGCCUGAUCCGGUUGAAUUAUUUGAGAUUCCAGUAAAGGAAUUAACAUUUGAC
Messenger RNA from Myotis davidii, 1358 nucleotides. Its product is annotated as glycerophosphocholine phosphodiesterase GPCPD1-like. The transcript has a single exon. The annotation marks the transcript as partial. Gene Ontology annotation, biological process: glycerophospholipid catabolic process. Gene Ontology annotation, molecular function: starch binding; glycerophosphocholine phosphodiesterase activity. NCBI's taxonomy places the organism in Eukaryota, Metazoa, Chordata, Mammalia, Chiroptera, Vespertilionidae. The record is from RefSeq and is a predicted model, not a curated record.